AUGGCCUUAAACGCAUUCCCCGUCGUGAACUCGGCAGUCAAUACUCGCUUGCCCCAAUGCCAGGCGAAUCUCGAAGCGUGGAGGCCUAUGCUUGAGAAAUUCCAGGAUGCACUCAAGACCAGCGCCGUUGAAGGAAAUCAGAAAUCGCUGUCGAAGCAUAUAUCUCGCGGACAAGUGCUGGCACGAGACAGAGUUGCGCUCCUGUUAGAUUCAGACUCGCCGUUUCUCGAAUUAUGCGGACUCGCGGGGCUCAAUCUACCUGAGUCGUCUCCAUCGGCCAGUAUCGUGGCUGGGAUUGGGAGCAUCUGUGGUCGGAUAUGCCUUGUAUUAUCACACAUUCCCACGCAAAGCGGAGGAGCCUGGAAUGAAAUCACGGUCCUCAAGCAGAACCGCGUCACGGCAAUAGCAACAGAAAACCACCUGCCCAUCGUGGCCUUGGUGCAGUCGGUGCGUCCCGCAUCUACAUAUUGUUCAGUCAGUGUCAGUCCUAUUAAUGGCCCACCAAAGGCAGGCGUAUUUCUCCCCCAGCAGUUCCGUGUCUUCCACGCAGGCGGCCAGAUCUUCCGCGAUCUCGCCGUCCGCACAAGCGAGGGACAGCAUUCAUGCGCCAUUGUCUUCGGGUCAUCCACUGCAGGAGGCGCCUAUCACCCAGCUCUAUCGGACUACACGAUUUUUGUCGAGGGACAGGCGCAGGUCUUCCUCGGCGGACCGCCGCUGGUCAAGAUGGCGACGGGGGAGGUGAUCGGGGCUGAAGAGCUGGGUGGUGCGCGCACGCAUGCUAGUGUCACCGGCUUGGCGGAUCAGCUUGCUACCGAUGAGUUUGAUGCCCUCCGCAAAGCGCGUGAGUGGGUUGCGUCUCUGCCGUAUCCACGCCCACCACUGCAGGAAUUCGGUCUGCCGCUACCACCGCGGUAUUCGGCGGAGGACCUGCUGGCGCUCGUGGAUCCGGAUAUUCGAAAGCCGCUGGACAUGAAAGAGGCGUUGCUGCGUAUCGUUGAUGAUUCGCGGAUGUCGCUUUUCAAGCCGAACUACGGUCCGAAUCUUCUUACUGUCUGGGCGCAGAUCAUGGGACGCACCGUCGGCAUCGUCGCAAACCAAGUCCCCGUAAUCAACCCUGAUGAAGCCUCGAAAGGCGCCCAGUUCGUACGAAUGUGCAACCAGCAAAACCUACCCAUAAUCUUCCUCCACAACGUCACCGGCUUCAUGGUCGGCUCCAAAGCCGAACACGCUGCAAUCAUCAAAAAAGGCGCCCAGAUGGUGUCCGCCGUGAGCUGCUCCAGAGUCCCACACAUCUCCAUAAUCAUCGGCGCAUCCUACGGCGCCGGCAACUACGCCAUGUGUGGACGGGCGUAUCGGCCGCGUUUCCUCUUCUCCUGGCCCACGGGACGAUGCAGCGUCAUGGGGCCCGAUCAGCUUGCGGGUGUUAUGGGGUCGAUUCGGGAGACGAGCGCUAGGGCUCGGGGGGUCACGUUAUGGGAGGAUGAGGUUACGGCCAGUGUGCAGAGGUUUCGGGAGGAGGUGCAGAGGGACAGCGAGUGCUACCGGACAAGCGCGGCGGUGCUGGAUGAUGGGGUCAUUGAUCCUAGGGAUACGAGGGAGGUGCUGGGGAUGUGUCUUGAGGUUGUUUGUGUGCCGGGGGUGGAUGGGGAUGGGCAGCGGGCUUUGGCGAGGAUAUAG
Molecule: messenger RNA, 1677 nt
Organism: Monascus purpureus
Lineage: Eukaryota; Fungi; Ascomycota; Eurotiomycetes; Eurotiales; Aspergillaceae
Source: the annotation of a GenBank genome assembly